Messenger RNA from Cyclopterus lumpus (lumpfish), 3763 nucleotides. RefSeq names its product F-box and leucine-rich repeat protein 2 (gene fbxl2). The record is from RefSeq and is a predicted model, not a curated record. Gene Ontology annotation, cellular component: SCF ubiquitin ligase complex. The coding region runs from base 531 to 1826 and encodes 431 amino acids. Gene Ontology annotation, biological process: SCF-dependent proteasomal ubiquitin-dependent protein catabolic process. The transcript is spliced from 14 exons. NCBI's taxonomy places the organism in Eukaryota, Metazoa, Chordata, Actinopteri, Perciformes, Cyclopteridae. Gene Ontology annotation, molecular function: protein binding.
CUCCCCUUCCCCGCAAGUAAAAAAGAAAACAUUGAGGAAAACGUCCGUGUCAACCGCCGCACGAGUGCCUGAUGCGCGCGGGGUGCCGUCAGAGAGGAAAGCCGACGUCCAUUUAACGGGUCUCGUGUGUUUUUAGCAAACUUCGAGGAUUCGGGGCCAGCUGACUCGCGCUGGAGCGAUGAAGGGAGAGGCGGAAGUGAAGUCACUUGACAGACCGUCCAUGUUAUUAUUGUUAUUUCGGUAGCCCUGUGAUGAGACGCGCUGGGGAGCCGCUGGUCUCCGAGACAACACGACCGUUAACGUUACCGCAGGCCGCCCCGCACUGACGCCGCCCUCACCACCAGCACCUCCUCGCUGACCCGGAGACGGGAGCCUCGCUGACGGCUGGGGGGGAGGGCGUGAGGACCCAGCUCCAGCUCGGCUCCUACACUCCGGCCGACCAAAAAUAAAACGGCGAAACAAUAACGGCGUUCGUCAAACGGCUCGACUGGUGUCUGCGCGGUGUGUAGCAGGGACGUGCCGCAGCAGACAUGAACGGUAUCACCAAGGGCCGGUUCGAGGUGUUCUCAAACAGCGACGAAGCGCCCAUUAACAAGAAGCUCCCAAAAGAGCUUCUUCUUAGAAUAUUCUCCUAUCUAGAUGUGGUUACACUCUGUAGGUGUGCCCAAGUUUCCAAGGCGUGGAAUGUCCUGGCCCUGGACGGCAGUAACUGGCAGAAGAUUGACUUGUUCAACUUUCAGACAGACAUAGAGGGCCGCGUAGUGGAGAACAUUUCAAAGCGUUGCGGAGGCUUCCUGAGGCAGCUGAGCCUCCGGGGCUGCCUAAGCGUGGGAGAUGCCUCCAUGAAGACGUUUGCUCAGAACUGCAGAAACAUUGAGGUGUUGAACCUGAACGGCUGCACCAAGAUCACAGACAGCACCUGUCUCAGCCUCAGCAAGUUUUGCUAUAAACUCAAGCAGCUAGAUCUCACCUCCUGUGUGUCCAUCAGCAACCACUCCCUCAAGGCCGUCAGUGACGGCUGCAGAAUGCUGGAGAUGUUGAACCUGUCAUGGUGUGACCAGAUCACACGGGAUGGCAUUGAGGCUCUGGCUAGAGGCUGCACUGGUUUACAAGCACUCUUCCUCCGAGGCUGCACACAGCUGGAAGAUGGAGCAUUGAAACACCUCCAGAAACACUGCCCAGAACUCACCACCAUCAAUAUGCAGUCUUGCACAAUCACUGAUGAAGGCCUGGUCAGUCUGUGUCGAGGAUGCCACAAGCUGCAGAUCCUUUGUGUGUCUGGCUGCAGUAACAUCACUGAUGCCUCCCUUACUGCAAUGGGACUCAACUGUCCCAGACUCAAGAUCCUUGAAGCUGCACGUUGCUCCCAUGUUACAGAUGCCGGGUUCACUGUGCUGGCCAGGAAUUGUCAUGAGCUCGAAAAAAUGGACUUAGAAGAAUGUAUUUUGGUGACAGAUAACACCCUGGUUCAACUGUCUAUCCACUGCCCUCACCUGCAAGCACUGUCUUUGUCCCACUGUGAGCUGAUCACAGAUGAUGGUAUCAGAGCUCUGAGCAGCAGUACCUGUGGCCAAGAGCGCCUCACAGUGGUGGAGUUGGACAACUGCCCCCUCAUCACUGACGUGACCCUGGAGCACCUGAAGAGUUGCCAUCGCCUGGAGCGCAUUGAGCUCUACGACUGUCAGCAAGUCACUAGGGCUGGCAUCAAACGCAUCCGGGCCCACCUUCCAGAGAUCAAAGUCCACGCCUACUUUGCCCCAGUGACACCCCCUCCCUCUGUACAUGGAGGUGGCCAGCGUCUGUGCCGCUGCUGCAUCAUCCUCUGACAGUGGAGGGCCAGGGGGGGCCACCUCUGUCUACAGGUCUUGCUGCUCUGAUAUGGGCUGAUGGGAUUGGGGGGGGAGGGGGGACUGGGGUAGGGGUGAGGAGGGGCUGGACCCACUCACUGCUCCUGAUCAGUGAUCAAUACAUAGGCUGAUUGCCCCUGAUCAGUUGAACCCGCCCCUCCUCUCUCCUCUUGCUCACCAAUAAGGAUGCAGCAGCCCUGGAUUUGGGUGUGGAGGGGCGGGUGGAAACAACACGGAUGAACUCUUUCUUUCUUUCUUUCUUUCUUUCUCUCUCUCUCUCUCUCUCUCUCUCAAGACAGAAACAGGUUCUCCACUCCAUCCUGCUCCUCCCACCUGUGGGUAAAGAGGACUGCCUCUGGUCAGCUGAAGAUGGGGGUAGGGGGUCUGAACAGUGGAACUACAAUGCACCAUGUUCAAAAAACAAAAAAAAGACAAUGUUGUCAUCUUGGGCAACCGUUUGCUCUCUGUGGACUAUCAUCUCAACCAAUCAAAUGACACCUCUAUGUGACCAUCCUGUGAUUCAUUCUGCUUUGACCAAUAAACAUGCAGCACAGAGGGAGAGGAGAGCUGGCUUGUGGGUAAUGGUGAUCUUCAGUGAAGCUUUGGAACAGCCAGCUCAACUCUCUCGUGUGGAAGAGAAAAAAAACAGGUGCCGAAUGGGACAUGUCACAUAUUUGUGCAUCGGAUCAACUUUUGUUGAGAUUUAGAUUGUGUUUGUACAGAGAAUGUUUUGCAAUGGAAAAAAAUAAGAAUAAGACUUCAGUGCUUAUUGUAAUUGUCCAUGCCUGUCUAUUCAGAGAGGGAGAUAUGUUUGUCAUUGUUUUUUAAAUUGAAAAGAGGCAACUGUUGCUGUUUAACAAAAUAAGGACCUAUGAUUCUGAGCCUAAGCGUCGAAAAGUGUUAUGUUAACUCUUUAUGCUGCUGGGAUGAGUGGCCUCUUCUCUGUUCUACAUGUUUAUGUUGGCCCUUAUCCAAUCCUGUCAGUAGCCCUGUGCAUUUGACCACUUAAGCAUUUGUUUACAUCCUGAAUUAGGUUAGCACCACAGACAAACUUGUUUACAUCAGUAGGUUUCCAGUGUCCUACUAUUCAGAGUGAGUUUAGCAACACUGAUACAACUGUGGUAUUUGGAUAUUAAUCAGGGAGAACGUUGGUGCAACCUUGCUUCCAAAUGAAUGGGACUUUGCUUAAAGCUGAUAUAAUAGUUUUGAAGAAUGUGAGCAAAGGCACCUCAACUUUUUUGACAAUCAAAUUAAUGUAUGUAUUUGACAGUUAAUUCUGUGAGGUUUUGUGCAAUUGGCAAUAUACUGACUAUGUAGGAUAUAAAGAACUCCACUUGCUUAAUAAAGCAGCACAUGAGAUACAAUAUUAAAUGAGUUAGAGUAAAUAGCAUAUAACAUAGAUCUGGUAGAUCUAUUAAAUUAAUCGGUGACAAAUUCCCACUCAUCUAAUUCUACACAACAUAUGUCACAGCAGGAAUACAGUGACUGAAAAGCCUCAGAACCAACAGCUGUUUCACUCUCUACAGACACUCCCUCUGAUCAACAGGAUCUCAACAUUAUCUGUCUUGCCAUGCAGAUUAACACAUGUAUUGGGCAUGAAAUAUCUCAAAGCACUGGAAAUACAAAAAAAUAGAAGAAGCUCACCUUUUAGCGCUGAACAAGAGACUGGCAUGUGCUGUGUAGUGCCAAGUGCUCAAAGACUGGGUAGAUUGGCAGGACAAUGGAUAGGACUGAAACAAUGAGAGCAGACAGAAAGAUGAAGAAAGACUCAGAUACAUGACGGACGUGACUGGCUGUGAUACUAAUGUCCUCUCUUUGACAGCUGUUAUAACAGUUUUAUGUUUAAGAAAAUAAAGAAAUGAUGAGAAAAAUUAUGAAUAAAUAAUGAAUAAAUAAAGUGACUACUAGCAAAUGUG